This is a messenger RNA of Miscanthus lutarioriparius, 741 nucleotides long. NCBI's taxonomy places the organism in Eukaryota, Viridiplantae, Streptophyta, Magnoliopsida, Poales, Poaceae. The record is from the annotation of a GenBank genome assembly.
AUGACGAUCGAACACAUGGUCUCUCGGCCAGCUUUACCCUACACACACCACAUCGCAGCACCAACGCAUUUUGGCGUCGAGUUGCUGUCGCGUGGGCGUGACACAUCUUGGCAGCAGAACGGGAAGGAGAAGAUGCACUUGCACCGCAACCCCUCCCUCCACCUAGUCCAAAUCCGGCGCCAGGACAAUCGUACUUUCUUGCGGCGGCAUCUUCGUGCUGAGCUCGAUUUAACAGCUCUCGCUGGCGAUAGGAGACGCCGAGCAGGAUGGAUCGAUGGAUUCGUUGGUGACCGCUCACCGGCAAAUGAGCGGGACGCCGCCGCCGCCUCUGGUUCUGUCGUGCGCGGAAAAGGUCGCGUGGAGCCAAGCCGAAAGAAAGCGUCGGCUUUGCUUCGCUUGUCGGCAGGCUGCCUUGCUGCAGAGCGCAGGCUGCUGCUGAAGCAGCCAGUUUCGGCCAAGGAUUUUUUUGGCCAUUCGUCACUGGCAGUGAAAUGCCAUGUCAAGAAGAAGGAUAUCAGAAAGUUCUUGGACGAUAUCUAUGUCGGCGACAAGGGUGUGAUCGAGGAGGAGCAUCAUGAACUAUGCUUCUCCUACAUCAGCAGAGCAGCCAUGAGCUAUGCUUCACCUACUUCGGCAGCCAUGAACUAUGUGCCCAUCCCAUCAUUAGUUUCUUCUCCGUUGUUCCUGUGCUCAGGUGUAGUUGAUUCAUCUUCAUCGUCUGAGGACUCGGAUCUUUAUUAG